Parnassius apollo (apollo) is the source of this 612-nucleotide messenger RNA. NCBI's taxonomy places the organism in Eukaryota, Metazoa, Arthropoda, Insecta, Lepidoptera, Papilionidae. The record is from the annotation of a GenBank genome assembly.
AUGGACUAUAAGAGCGAACUAUUGUUAGAUACUGUGGCAUUCUGUGAUCUGUCACAGUUCAACCCCAUCCCCAAUAAUAACAAUAAGAUACUAGAUCUUGCUCUUAGCACUUCUGGAAAUAUGACCAUCACCAACGAGAAGACCUUAUUAAAACAGGAUAAACAUCACCCUGCCUUACGGAUCGAUUUUCAAGACUCAAAUUCCCUUAAUUAUAAACCUCUAAAAGUCAAUGAGUCAAAGCGGCUAAAUUUCUAUAAAUGCCAAUACAAAACUGUAAAGCAGAGAAUCAAUAAUACCAACUGGUCAGAUCUACUUCAUGGGGCAGAUGUAGAUGAGGCCGUGGCUAGAUUUUACGAUGUGAUCUACGAAAUUAUUAAUGAUUGUACUCCAACAGUUAAAAACCGCUCAAAUAAAUAUCCCAAAUGGUUCAGUCCUGGCUUGCGUCGUUGUAUGCGGGAAAAAAACAAAUACCACGCGCGCUACAAAAAAUACAAAAAUCCACGAGAUUACGAUACAUUCUCUCUCCUUCGAGCUAGAUGUAAAAAACUCAUAAAUUGUUGUUACAAUAAAUACAUCAGAUCUAUCGAAAAUGCUUUGAAAAAAAGACGUUAA